AUUUUCCAUAGGUUUCGCGAGGUUUGCAUGGGCGGAUUGUGUGUGGCCACAUUUCUCUGCAAGACGUACUCAACAAUACUGAUAUGAAAUCUGCGUAAAGAAGUCUUUGAAUUUCUGGAGGCAUGUCCAAGAAAAGGGGCAGAAAGCGGAGUAGUGGGGAACUGAGUGACACAGUAACCCCUGAUCCCAGUUGCAUUCUGGGAGUCCGUAUUCAGCACAACUGGCGUGAGAAGGGGAACCAGAGCAAAUGGAAGGGCACUGUGCUGGACAGGCUCAGUGUUAACCCCUCUCUCUUUAUGGUCAAAUAUGAUGGCUUUGACUGUGUCUACGGCAUUGAGCUGUUCAAGGAUGAGAGGGUGUCCAACCUACAAGUACUCUCAGAAAAAGUGGUAAACAACAAGCUCAAGAUACCCCAUGGGGCUGAGGAGCUGGUGGGCAAAGCAGUGGAGCAUCUCUUUGAAAAGGAGGAUGGAGAAAAGAAUGAGUGGAGGGGUAUGGUCCUCUCCAGAGCACCUAUCAUGACCAACUGGUAUUACAUCACUUAUGAGAAGGACCCAGUGCUUUAUAUGUACCAGUUAUGGGACGACUAUGCUGAUGGGGACCUGAGGAUUCUGCCUGAAGCAGAAAACAAGCACCUUUUGCCUGCAGACAGAAAGCCGGGAGAGGAGACAGAGAGCCUGGUGGGGAAACAGGUGGAGUAUGUUACCGAUAAGGGUGUCAAGAGAACAGGCUUGGUCAUCUACCAGGUCCCAGCCAAGCCCUCUGUCUACUACAUCAAAUACGAUGAUGACUUUCACAUCCACGUCUAUGACUUGGUCAAAACCACCUAGAGAUGAUGGACACUUUAUCUCACCCUCCCCCCAGCCUCCCAUCCAUCCGCUUACUUUUCCACACACUAUCAUUUCUCAUUCAAUGCCUUUGUGGAGUUUAAAUGAUAAUAUUCUGUAUUGUUCAGAAAAAAAAUUACAAACAAAAAAAAUUUGGUAUGCACGGCAGAACUAGCAUUGCUAUGCUAGGCUAUUGAGAGGAGGGCGAGGACCUCUUUUCAUGUGAGAGAAGCUGUAAAAUCAAUGCUUUUUGUUAAUCUGCAAUGAAACGGUUUGGAUAGUCCUGAGACCUAUACUACGAAGCAGGAUUUGGGGUUAGCAAGGUAACUUCAGGUUGUAGUGUUGUCAUUCUGUGUCAAGUACACUAAGAGAGCCAUGAAACCGGAGUCAAAUUCCAUGUAUGUGCAAACCUACAUGGCCAAUAAACAUGAUUCUGACUCGGUACCCUGGGUUUUUAGUGUCACAACAGUGGUUCCCUUUUUACCGGGGUACAUCGCCAUAGUAACUAAUGCUGCACACCUUAUCUCCUCCGGAGCAGGUUAUGUUCAUAACAGAUCAACGCAUAAAAGCAUUGUCUACUGACCAAUCAAUUCUCUUGGAAAAUGGGGUCACCAUCCCUAGAAGAUCCUGUUGACAUCAGUGCAGGUAUAGUGAGAGGAUCUCUUAGGAAGGCAAGAGUUUCAAGAGACUGACAACCCUUUGGCUCUCUCUGACAAGUUAUCUAUGAAAGAUAUAGAGGGAAUGGCUUAUAUUUGUCAGCUUCUUGAGCCGUAUGUUGCCAGUGUGACGCGUCGAUGUGAUGCCCUUACAGUUCCGCAAACUGUAUGCAUUGGCUUGCGUUUUGUUGCUAGAGGUACUUUUAUGUAUGCUGUGGGUGAUGCAGAGAACCUGAGCAAAAACACGGUCUGCCGCACAAUUUGCAAGGUGGUUCUUGCUCUAACAGAGCUAGUUGAUGCGUUUGUUGUGUUCCCAGGCCACUUGCCCACGCGGCCAAUAAAAGAGGGCUUUUAUGAAAUAUGUGGACAAUAACUUAAGUUGAAUUCUUGAUCUAUAAAUAAUGUAGACCCUAUGAAUGCAGCCUGCUCCUUUCAUAGGGCUCCCUAGACUGAUUGGUGCCAUAGAUUGCACCCAUAUUCCCAACACAGCAUGUCUGUGAAAAUAAAGGUGAUUUUGUCAGUCGCAAGCCAUUCCACAGCAUCAACGUUCGGAUAAAGGAUAAAUAAGGAUAUUUAUUGUUUGGUCAUUCUGGCACAUUGCCUGCAUGGACAAUAAGGGUUUGCAGAAAAUGCAGUGGCCUGGAUAAAUAGAAGAUUUUCAAGUAAACUUACUUACCGGUUUGAAUUAUGUUUUUAUAUUUGUUCUUUAUUUGCCUUCAAGACCAUUUAACACUGCCGGGGUUGUAGACGGUAGACUGGUACACUUGUCCAUGUUUGCGAUUGGUCAUAGGGUGCAAACACCGCCCCUUUUGCGUGAAUGCGCUCAUAGCUAGAUUGGGAAAACCUACGUAAUGAGUUGAUAACCACCGUUGUGACACAGCUUAUGCACAGUUGCGGCUGUUGGGCUUAGUGAAGCCAGCUAACCAAAAGAUAUCCUGGGUAUUGCGAACUUGCUUCGUAGUGUAGGCCUCUGGAGUGUGCUACAAAGUUAUUGUCCCUAGGAUACAUACUAUUCUGGUCUUAUAGCAAUUGGACUGAUGAAAUCCCAAAAUUCAGCCUCUUCAGUGUUGCGUGGAGGUCAGGGAAAGUACCUGUGGAGUGGCAGACUGGGGUGGUGGUUCCCAUAUUCAAAAAGGGGGACCAAAGGGUGUGCUCCAAUUAUUGCGGCAUCACAUUGCUCAGUCUCCCUGGGAAAGUCUAACUCCAGGGUGCUCGAAAGGAGGCCCCCGACCGAUUGUCGAACCUUAGAUCCAGGAGGAACAAUGCGGAUUCCGUCCUGGCCGUGGAACAACGGACCAACUCUUUACCCUUGCAGAAGUGCUGAGGGGAGCAUGGGAAUUUGACCAGCCAGUCUACAUGUGUUUUGUGAACUUGGAGAAGGCUUAAGACCGUGUACCCCGGGGCACUCUAUGGGGGGUACUGCGGGAGUACGGGGUACCGGGGCAGUUGCUACAAGCCAUCCGGUCCUUGUAUAACCAAAGUGAGAGCUGUGUCCGCAUUCUUGGCACAAAGUCAAACACGUUUUCAGUGGGUGUCGGACUCCGCCAAGGUUGUCCCUUAUCUCCGAUUCUGUUUGUGAUAUUCAUGGACAGGAUCUCAAGGCGCAGCCAAGGUGAGGAGUGUGUCCAUUUUGGGAACCUCAGAAUUGCACAUCUGCUCUUCGCAGAUGAUGUGGUUUUGUUGGCUUCAUCAGAACGCGACCUCCGACACGCACUGGGGCGGUUUGCAGCUGAGUGUGAAAUGGCCGGGAUGAGAGUCAGCACCUCCAAGUCUGAGGCCAUGGUUCUCUACCGGAAAAUGGUGGAUUGCUCCCUCUGGGUUGGAGAUGAGUUGUUGCCUCAAGUGAAGGAGUUCAAGUAUCUCGGGGUCUUGUUCACGAGUGAGGGUAGGAUGGGCGAGAGAUUGACAGGCGGAUUGGUGCAGCAUCAGCAGUAAUGCGGACGUUGUACUGGACCGUUGUGGCGAAGAAGGAGCUGAGCCGGGAGGCAAAGCUCUCAAUUUACCAGUCAAGCUUCGUUCCAAUCCUCACCUAUGGUCAUGAGCUUUGGGUAGUGACCGAAAGGGUGAGAUCACGGAUACAAAAUUAGUUUUCUCCAUAGGGUGUUUGGGCUCAGCCUUAAAGAUAGGGUGAAGGGCUUGGACAUCUGGAGGGAGCUUGGAGUAGAGCCGCUGCUCCUUCACAUCGAAAGGAACCAGUUGAGAUGGUUCAGGCAUCUGAUUAGGAUGCCUUCCUUUGGAGGUUCACCGGGCAUGGCCAACUGGGAGGAGACCCCCAGGGUAGACCCAGAAUGCGCCGAGGGACUACAUGUCCAAUCUGGCCUGGGAACGCCUUGGGAUCUCCCAGGAGGAGCUGGAGGGCGUUGCUGGGGAGAGGGACGUCUGGAGUGCCCUACUUAGCUUGCUGCCACCGCGACCUGACCCCGGAAAAGCGGCUGAAGAUGAGAUGAGAUGAGAUGAAAUCCCAAAAUUUAAUGUUUACAUUGAAGCCGAAAAUAGCCUUUUAAAGCCAUUUCCUUUAAUUGUCUUGAUGAGUUACGACCAUGGUAGGUUGCUGAGCAGGCCUUUCAUGGAACAGCUAAACUAUUACGGACCAGCAACCGUUUAUAGCAUCAAAAUAAAUCUUAUAACCACCUAAAUUCAAAAUAUCCGAGAUCUAGGGUUUGCUAGUGUGAAGCAUUUCCAAAAUGUAUUCAUGUUUAAGUAUCGGACAAUCAUCUAGUCCUUAGGGUUCUCAAUUGUUUUCAUGUCAUAGACACAUCAGAUCCCUAUUUGAAAAGUUCUUUUUUUUUUUCCAAGGAACUACAUACAGAUAGUUAUUGGUUGUCGUCAAUUUCGUAUCGAAUUAUAGAGCUAUCAUUGUAAUGUAAACCAUUUACACUGUACAUUGGGAUUAGUGAGAAUAAAACCCAAGAUUAGAAGAGCAACCUUAUACAUUCUGUAACAGAAAAAGUUUUAGUAAGUUCAGAAGUUAAAUAACGAUCCCGGGAACCUCUUGAAAUCCGAUGACAGAUCCCUUGAGAACCAUUGACUUUGUGUUGACGACUCUUAAAAACAAGACAGUUUAGGUCUGAUGGCACCAGCCAAAGAGAAGAACACCACCACAUGUAGGCCAAACAGGUUAUGUCCUUAUGUAUGGUCUUCCCUAGAGGUAGCUAUGGAUAUAGCGUGAUUGGGCAGGAAAAAAACGUGGAGGUAUCAUGUUAAACUAUGACGUUGGAUCAGAGAACAGUAAAUGAAAAGGACAAAUUCAGAGACAUUGGAGUGCGGCCCUUGUAAGUUAAACUAGGAUAACAAUAGUCUUUUACUCUAAUUUGGAAAUACACCAGUGCUACUGCCCAUUCAAUUCAUGUUUAAUAGAAAAGCAUCCAUGACUAUGAUUAGGCUUGGCUAGAUUUAGCGUAUUUAAUAAAGCCAUCUCUUAGUAAAUUCGAAGUCUGGGUUUCUACCUAGGCACUCGCACUCCUUAAAUAGCACAAGGAAUAUCAGAUCCUGUGUAUCAGCAGUGAAGGUGUAGUUCGUUAAAUUAUAUCAUACAAAAUUAAUCCCACACAAGUCAUUAAGUGCCUUCAGGCCUAUCAUGUUGCAAUAUUGUAUAGAUCUGCCAUUUGCUCUCCUAACAUAGCUUAUGAAGGCCACCAUUCGGUCUUUAAAAAUGUAACACCGAUAAGUAUUUUGCAACCCUCAAGUUUGUUUUGGAGCAUAUGUGCAAUUUUUUUCCCUGUUCAUGCAGUUUGAACAUAUUCUACAAAUAUAACAUGUUCAGUCAUUGGUUGUUAAUUCUCAUCAUUGGUGAUAUUGUAGGGAGCACUUAAUUAUAUAUAUUAUAUAUUGUAUAAAGUUUAUAGGUGUUUAGGUUGUGGUACGCUGCAUCAUUUCCUCAGCAAGCUCUUUUGCUCAAAAGCAACUGUGGCAGAUUAUGCUUUACGUCAAACGCAUGAAGAAAACUUAUAACGCACUUAUGUUAUAAUACAUUCAUCAAUACAGUAUUUUAUCUGUAACUUUUGUGUAAAAUGUAAUGUUGCCUGUUGUGAUUGCCCUCAUUUAUGUGAAUAUCUCCAUAAAACACCAGCUUUUCUUAAAAAACCAAAUAACCACAAAAAAAGUUAGUAUACCGAAAUAUAUUAAAUAUGUAUCACAGUGCUAUUAUGAAAUGACAUUGAACAAAUCUCACCUAGACAGUGAUUAAAAUUGGGGUCUGACUCUUCAAAAUGAGAUAACUUUGUCUCCUGCAGUCAAGAGAAAUAUGUCCGUGUAAUUUCAUGCCAAAAUUUAUUCUAAUUUAUUUCCAGGAAUCACACCCAUCACCCCUGUCAACCAUCCGUAUUCAGGGUAUUCAGUGUAUCCCUCUGUAAAGUAGUUGAUUGGUAGUUUACUGUGAUAUUCAUGCUGUGAUUCUCAUGCUUUUCUACUACCUGGCUGUCAAAAAUUUGCAUGCAUCAGUUCAACAAAUAUGUGGAGACAUUUCAGCCUGUUAUUUUGGCAUUCGAAGAAGGAAAAUGUUUGGCAUAAUUUGGACUGUUUGCCCCACGUUUUAAAAAAAAAAGUGAUUAAAAAGGUGAUCAACCUCAUUUUGGUUGGCAACAAAUCCAACUGUAUCUUUGAUGUACAGUAUCACCAACUGUUGCGUUGUGGUGUUUCUAUGUUGAGUGGAGUGGAAUAGAAAAUAACGGUGCACUCCUUCGCCUGCCCGAUCCCUCAUCCUUCCUGUUCUGAAAUUGUAGCAGCAUUGA
Messenger RNA from Lampris incognitus (smalleye Pacific opah), 6213 nucleotides. RefSeq names its product spindlin-1-like. NCBI's taxonomy places the organism in Eukaryota, Metazoa, Chordata, Actinopteri, Lampriformes, Lampridae. The transcript is spliced from 5 exons. The coding region runs from base 123 to 830 and encodes 235 amino acids. The record is from RefSeq and is a predicted model, not a curated record. Gene Ontology annotation, biological process: gamete generation.